GCCAAUGUUCUUCUACGAAGGUGUCAGGACCUUGUCAGAAAGUGAAAUAAACAUUGGGAAACGGCGAGAUGCAAAAAGCGACCUAUUGCGACGGCUCGACAAUUUACAGUGGCUUCCACUAUCAAAGCACAAACGGUUUAGGUUAUGAUGCCAAUCAGGAGCAAUAUCUCCAGGCCCUUCAUGUGGAAAGUGAGUACCAUCGACCGGCCUGCUCCCUGCAGUCCCCUGGUGGUUCUGCAGCUCUGCACGAACCCAAUGAAAUCUCAGAGGGCUGCCAACGGAGUAAAGGGACACAAGCCCCAGUACCAGAUCUCCCCGACAACAACCAGCCCCCUACUGACCCUUCCGGACCAUCUUCCCCCAGUGCCCUGAACCAAAUUCUGAGCAAUGAUACCACCGCCAAGAGCCCAGGGCACGCAUCUCCAACGCCAACCACAAGGAAACACAUUUUUCCAUGGAUGAAGGAUUCCCGUCAGAACACAAAGCAGAAAUCUUGUAGUACCAUUUCAGUAGAGAGCUGCGCUGGAGACAAGAGUCCCCCCGGUUCUGCUGCCUCCAAGCGCGCUCGUACUGCAUACACUUCUGCUCAACUCGUAGAACUGGAGAAAGAAUUCCACUUCAACCGUUACCUCUGCCGCCCGCGACGAGUGGAAAUGGCUAAUCUGCUCAAUUUGACGGAAAGGCAGAUUAAAAUAUGGUUCCAGAAUCGCAGGAUGAAGUACAAAAAGGACCAGAAGGGGCUAGGAAUGAUGCCCUCUCCUGGAGCUCAGUCUCCUCACAGUCCCGUAGCUCUGUCAUCCGGUGGCGGAGGAGGGGGUGGGAGUGCAUAUUUAAGUUCAAUGCAUUCUCUGGUUAACAGCGUGCCCUACGAUUCACCCUCUCCAGCAUCCUAUAACAAACUCCAGCCUAAUGCAUGCAACCUUCCUACGUCAUACCCACCUUCUCUGAAUAACUGCCCGCCUCCUCAGAAGCGGUAUCCAGGGACUGGCACAGCCACGCCGGAUUACGACACGCAUCAUCUUCAAGGCAACAACAAUUACGGGACACAAGUGCAGGGUAGCCCGGUUUAUGUCAGUGGUGGUGGAGGCUACUCGGAUUCUUUGGUGGGGAUGGGGGCCUCGGUAUUUGGCCUGACACAUCUACCGCACCCACCUCAAGGCAAUAUAGACUACAACGGCGCUAUCACCAUGGGAAACAGCCAUCAGCAAGGAACGUGCCAACCAAACCCAUGCACAUUCACAGAACUUACACCGCACUAUUCUCAGGGAAGAAUUCAGGUAGCACCCAAACUGACGCAUCUAUAGUGCCGAUGCCAUGUAUUUCUCUCCCAGUCCACGGCACACAUUUGCGCUCCGUCUGACUGCAUUUUGGUUCAUAUAGUUUUCCUGACAUAGCCUCAGGUGAAACAACCUUGUUGUUAGUUUUACUUAAUACAUAAAAAGGAAAUUAAAGUUCCUCAAAGCUCAAAUGUCAUGGCAUCAUGGGAAUAUGUAGGCCUAUUUAUAUUGUUGAAGGAAAUCUGAAACAGGGUAUGGGAACACAUAUUAGAACACAGUUUUAUGAUUUUUUUUUAACGUGAAUUUUAAAGUCUUCAAAAUUCCUCUCAGUCCACGAUUUAAUUUCUGUUUUGCAUUUUGCACUUGAGGAAGGAUGCAUAUGAACACGAUUUCUUAUUCAACAGUCUUAUACAGCGUGAGCUCGUAUUUUUUAGGUCUUUCAAAUGUAUUUAUUUGUUUCCAUGGACAGUAAAUUGUGUUAGCCCAAAUCCUUAAGAUAAUGGGUAAAAGGAAAUCAGAUCCUGCGACUCUCCCAUGUCAGUGCUGAAACAAGUGCUAACAGGCAGAUUAUCAAAGGUUGAUGUGUUCAAAUAUUAAUCAAUGUGUGCGAAUGUUAAUCAUGUGUUGCUUAGAGUCGAAAGAGACAGCGAUCAGAUACUCAUACUUUUUAUUUGUUCGAACUUUUUUUUUAAUGUCAUACAUUCCAUGCUGCUCCACUUCUGAAGAAAUAAAAGACACUAAUUGA
Messenger RNA from Sinocyclocheilus grahami, 2022 nucleotides. RefSeq names its product homeobox protein Hox-A3a-like. Gene Ontology annotation, cellular component: nucleus. Gene Ontology annotation, molecular function: RNA polymerase II cis-regulatory region sequence-specific DNA binding; DNA-binding transcription factor activity, RNA polymerase II-specific. The record is from RefSeq and is a predicted model, not a curated record. NCBI's taxonomy places the organism in Eukaryota, Metazoa, Chordata, Actinopteri, Cypriniformes, Cyprinidae. The transcript has 2 exons. Gene Ontology annotation, biological process: anterior/posterior pattern specification; embryonic skeletal system morphogenesis; regulation of transcription by RNA polymerase II. Bases 69 to 1304 code for a protein of 411 amino acids.